AUGGUGAAAGUGGUUGAACAACGUGAGGAGGAUGUUAAAAUUCAGGCGAAAAAAUGUGAGGAGUGUACUGCCGAACUGGAAAAUAAGGAAAGACAAUUGGGUUUGGUGAAAGAUUGGAUUCUGGUAUGUGAAUUGGGUUUGAGUUCUAGGGAAAAUGAAUUGCAUUUGGUUUGGCAAGAGAUUAAGGAUUGCAAAGUGAUGCUCAGUGUGAAAAAAGAAAAAUUGAGGUCGGUGCAGACAGAUAUUGAAUUGAAGGAGAGAAAUUUGGGUUCGUUGGAGAGGUUAUCUGAAGAGCUUUGCAAGGAGAUUUUUGAGAAAGUUGAGAAAUUGGGAUCUGUACGGAAGUUGGUUGAGGAACAAUCUAAGGAGCUUGAAUUCAAUGGGAGGGAGGUAGAAAAAGUAAAAAAGUUGAUUGCGAAUUGUGGUUGUGAUCUUGAGUUAAAACAGAAGGAGUUACGAAAGGUGUGGAACUUGAUUGAUGAUUGUAAUGGUGAGCUUUCAUCGAAGGAGAUGGCAUUGAAGAUGUUGCAGGAGAGGAGUUCUGCUGAAUUUGUAUACGUAAAUGAGCUUGAUUGUAAAGAGAAGGAACUGAAUCUAAUACAAAAAUCGAUUGUGGAGAGCUCAAAAGAGUUUGAUACGAAAAAACAACAUCUUGGAUCUAUCAGUUUGUUGAUUGAUGAAUAUACAGCAGAACUUGAAACUAAAGAGGAGCAAAAUGAUGGACUAAAGAAGUCUAUCAAUAAGUGCUCUGCAGUGCUGAAAUCAAAAGAGACUGAGUUGAAAAAACUUGAAUCAAAAGAAGAGGAGCUCAAUAAAAUCAAAGGAAGAAUAAAUGCGUACAAUAAAGAGCUUGAAUCAAGAGAGAGGGUGUUCAAUGCCAUUCAAAUGUCCAUUGAAGACCGAAGUGAGGAACUUACAGGGAAGGAGCAGCAACUGAAAUCUGUCCAACUAUCAUUAGGAGAAUGUGAGACAGAACUUGAAGAAAUGAAGGAACAGAAAAAUUCAAUCCAAAAAUCAAUUGUGGAAUGCUCUGAGGAACUUCAACCAAAAGAGAAGAACCUUGUUUUGACAAGAGAAUCUCUCAGAGAAUGCUGUGACGAGCUGGAAUUGAAAAAGGUGCAGUUGUAUUCAAUUCAAAGAUCUUCCCACGAGUUGAAAAAGAAGUUUGAAGAAAGAGAGAAACAUCUCAAUUCACUUGAAAAUACAUUAGACGAACGCUUGAAAAAUCUUGGAGUGAAGGAGAGGCAGUUUGAAGAACGUGUCAAGGAGAUUGAAUUGAAAGAGCAACUAUUACGUUCAAUGCAAAAAUCAGUAGAACAACGCCAUAAAGAAGUGGAAAUUCUUCUCAAUGCUUUUAGCAAGUUAACAAUUGUAUUGCUGAGACAUGGAUUGUUCACUUUUUCUGGUUCUAAGGCCUGGUUUAAUGCUCCCUUCCUGCUGGAUGUCUUGAGAAAUCCCAGGUCUGAGUGUAGGGAAAUUGGUUGUUUAGGCAAGGGUCUAGGUAGCAACAUCCUUUCUUUGCAUGCCAGGAUUGACCAAACAGAUGUUAGGAAUCCAAAACAUGCUUCAUCUUCAACCUUUCAAUUCAAUGCCACCGCCAGUGAGAGGAGUUCACAACCGGUAAAUGAGUGCGUGAACACGCACCAUCUGAUGCACCUUGGAGUUUCAGUCGAACCAGCAAAGUAUGUUUUGGAUUUUAUGCUCUGGUCAUUUUCCCAGAAUUGGAAGAAUGGAGUUGCAGGCUUGGAUGCAAGUGUCAAGAGGAAUCAUGUUCUUCUAUUGGAGCAUCUAAUGAAAGUCUCACCAAAAAUAAGUCCUCAGGUGAAAGAAGAUGCAAUAAAGCUGGCGGUUAUUUGGGAAAAGAAUAUAAGAUUGGAGACUGAGGAUUCUAUGGAGGUUUUGAUGUUUUUGUUUUUUUUGGCCAUAUAUGGAUUGGUUUAUUGUUUCAGCAGAGACCGAAUUUUAAGACUUAUUGGAACUAUUGCUCACAAAAAAGAGGCUCCUGAAAUAUUCAAGGCCCUCGGUUUUGCAGAUAAGGAUCUGGUUCCGGUUUUUAUUGAGAAUCUUUUUGGAAACAAGCAAUAUAUUGCUGCUGCUAGGUUUAGUUAUGCAUUUGGGGUGGUCGGCAGGUUUUCACCAGAACUCAUCUUAAAAAAAUACAUGGAGGAUGCCUGUUCGUGCAAGGGAAUAGAUAAUUCGAAUGAAGCACAGGCAUGUGGUAAGGCCAUAGACGAAGCUUUAUCUGCUCUUAGAUCCAUGGCGGAACUUGUAGCAGAUUGCAAAUAUGAAUCGAGAUACAUGAUUGAGGAUAUUAUUCGUUCCGUUUCUGCUCUGGAAAAGAGAAAGGCAGCCUGGACUCUCUCCUUACAAUAA
Molecule: messenger RNA, 2373 nt
Organism: Dovyalis caffra
Lineage: Eukaryota; Viridiplantae; Streptophyta; Magnoliopsida; Malpighiales; Salicaceae
Source: the annotation of a GenBank genome assembly